This is a messenger RNA of Jatropha curcas, 2329 nucleotides long. Lineage: Eukaryota; Viridiplantae; Streptophyta; Magnoliopsida; Malpighiales; Euphorbiaceae. The record is from RefSeq and is a predicted model, not a curated record.
UCUUUGUUUAAAUUGUUUAAUUUUCUACUCUAUAGUUUUGUCUUCUUGAAACAGUUAGCCUUAGCAGCAAAAGAAGAAAAUCAAUUCAUCUAUCAUGGCUUCAGUGAAACUGACCUGCAUGCUAAUGGGAUUGCAAAAAUUCAGCAGAAUGGUCUGCUAGAGCUAACAAAUCUUUCAUAUAAGAAAAUCGGCCGCGCUUUCUUUCCAUUCCCUCUAAAGUUCAAUAAUCAUUCAUCAGAGAAUUCUCAGUCUCUUUCAUUUUCCACCAAUUUUGUGUUUGCCAUUUUUGUGUUUGCCAUUGUUCCUCAGUUGGCAAAUCUUGGUGGCCAUGGCUUUACCUUCACUAUCUCUCCAUCUAUGGAGUUAACAGGAGGAUGGCCGACAGAAUACUUUGGACUAUUUAAUUCUGCAAGCAUUGGCUUGUCCUCAAACCAUAUUUUUGCCGUUGAGUUUGAUACUAUAAAGACUCGAGAAUUUCGAGACAGGGACAACAAUCAUAUCGGUGUAGAUGUGAAUGGUUUAAUAUCAAAUGUAUCAGAUUCAGCUGCCUAUUAUUCAGAGGAAGAAAGGCAAAAUAAGACUUUAGAGCUAAUAAGUGGAGAUCCAAUGCAGGUAUGGAUAGAUUAUGAUGAUGCAGAGAAGCUAAUCAAUGUUACUUUAGCUCCUAUAAAAAUCAAGAAACCAGAAAAGCCUCUCUUGUCAACAAAUCUUGAUCUUUCCUUAGUUUUCUUGGAUUCUAUGUAUGUUGUAGUUUUCUUGGAUUCUAUGUAUGUUGGCUUUUCUUCUUCAACAGGAUCAAUGUCAAGCUACCAUUAUAUUCUUGGAUGGAGCUUUAACAGAAGUGGGCCAGCUCAAAAUCUUGAUAUCUCAAAACUUCCUUUACUUCCUCCUCAAAGAAAAUCAAGCAAAAGACCAGAUUUAAGUACUGUAAUCCCAUUAAUAAUAGCAAAGCAAAUUUUGCUGAUAACAAUAAUCUUUGGAGCUGUUUAUAUCAUAUGGAGGAAGAAAUAUGAAGAAUUGCGCGAAGAUUGGGAACAAGAAUAUGGACCUCAAAGAUUUUCUUACAGAGAUCUCUAUAAAGCUACUAAAGGGUUCAGAGAGAAGGAGUUGCUUGGUUUUGGGGGAUUUGGACGAGUUUACAAAGGAGUAUUGCCUUCUUCCAAUACACAAGUUGCUGUCAAGAAAGUCUCACAUGAGUCUCAACAGGGAAUGAAAGAAUUUGUAGCAGAAAUUGUUACCAUGGGGACUCAUAGGAACUUAGUGCAACUCUUAGGCUACUGUCGGCGAAAGGGAGAGUUGCUCUUGGUUUAUGAGUAUAUGCCUAACGGAAGUCUUGAUAAAUUCUUAUUUCACAAUCACACACCAAAUCUGAAUUGGGUUCGCCGAUAUCAAGUCCUGAAAGGAGUUGCAGCAGCACUUGUUUACCUCCAUGAAGAGUGGGAACAGGUUGUUCUACAUAGAGAUGUGAAAGCUUCAAAUGUUAUGUUAGACUCUGAUCUUAAUGGAAGGUUAGGGGAUUUUGGACUUGCUAAGUUUUAUGAUCAUGGGUCGAUUCCUCAAACAACUUGUGUUGUUGGAACUGCUAGAUACCUUGCACCAGAGGCUACGAAGAACAGGAAAGGCUAACUACAAGCAGCGAUGUUUUUUCUUUUAGGUAUUCUUAUGCUUGAAGUUAGGCGUGGAAGGAAGCCCUCUAGAGCUCUAGAGCCAGAAAGACCACCUCAGGAGGUGAUUUUGGCAGAUUGGGUUCUUGAAUACUGGAAAAGAGGGCAAAUUCUUGGAACAAGUGAUCCUAAAUUGGAAGGUAAAUAUUUGGUGGAGGAAAUGGAAUUGGUUCUGAAGUUAGGCCUGCUCUGUGCUCACCCUAUACCAGCAGCUAGGCCUAUCAUGAGGCAAGUGGUGCAAUAUCUAGAUGGAAAGGCUAGCUUGCCAGAAAUACAAAUGGAAGCUUCUGGUCCUGGAAUUGGUUCGGUCACAAUUAGCCAACAAGUAGCUGGAGAUUGCAGUUUGUCAUUUCCUGAGUCUAAUGAUUAUUCUACAUUGUCUAUCACUGAAUCCAUUCUAAGUUGUGGUCGAUGAACGUGAAAAUUUUGCAUAGUGUUUGCAUCAAAUGAAUUAGGAAUUCAUUUCAUUUGCAAAGAAUGCCACUUGUAAAUGAAUCCUAAUGUUUAGUAGUAGAAUUUCAUUGGCCAAGUCAUCUAAGUUUUCUAUAGUUCAAAAUUGUAAUCUUACUAGUUAUAGUUCAUUUGUAAAUGUUGAUUUAAUAGGAUUUGGUUCAAGCAUGACUAGUUUCGUGGAUAAUGAGAUAGAAAUCCAAAUAAGUUUUUCA